Molecule: messenger RNA, 477 nt
Organism: Panicum virgatum (switchgrass)
Lineage: Eukaryota; Viridiplantae; Streptophyta; Magnoliopsida; Poales; Poaceae
Exons: 1
Coding region: 1-477 (158 amino acids)
Source: RefSeq, a predicted model, not a curated record
AUGGCGUAUCUUCUCCUCAACGUCGACGACAUGAUCCUAUCGGCGUCAUCACAAGAACUCCUUCAGCACAUCGUGCGUACCUUGCAGUCUGCAUUUGCUGUCAAGGACAUGAGGCCUGUGAGCUACUUCCUCGGCAUCGACGUUCAGCGCAAUUGCGAGGGCUUCUUGCUCUCACAGUCCUCCUACGCCCUCGACGUCCUCGAUCGGGCCGGGAUGUCCAACUGCAAGCCCGUCGCGAUGCCGGCCAAGACUUCCUCCAAGGCCUCAAGCUCUGAUGGUGUGCCGCUAAGCAAGACCGACGUGUCCUGGUACCGCAGCAUGGCAGGGGCGCUCCAGUACCUCACUCUGACGCGGUCGGACAUUGCCUAUGCUGUGCAGCAAGCUUGCUUGCAUAUGCAUGCUCCCACCGUGGCGCACUCCGCACUUCUCAAGCGCAUCCCCCGCUACAUCAAGGGGACUUCGUCGCUCGGCCUCUAG